AGGAGAGAGUAGACAGGAAAAAAAUCAUGGAGGCAGAUAUAAUAGCAGAUCUUCGAUGCAAGCUCCAAGAAGUUGAAGAAGAGCGACUAAAAGCUGCACAGUAUGGUUUACAACUAGUGGAGAGCCAGAACGAAUUGCAGAAUCAAUUGGAUAAAUGUCGUAAUGAAAUGAUGACCAUGACUGAGAAUUAUGAACAAGAAAAAUAUACUCUUCAGAGAGAAGUUGAGCUCAAGAGUCGAAUGUUAGAAAGUUUGAGCUCUGAAUGUGAAGCUAUUCAACAACAACAAAAAAUGCACCUGGAGAAAUUAGAACAGCUGAGCAGAAGCCAUGGGCAGGAAGUGAAUGAACUAAAAAAUAAGUUAGAAAAACUGAAAGCCGAAUUAGAUGAAGCUAGGCUUAGUGAAAAGCAGCUGAAGCACAAAGUGGAUCAUCAGAAGGAACUCCUUUCUUGCAAAUCAGAGGAAAUGCGAAUAAUGUGUGAACGUGUACACGAAAGCAUCUCUUCAGAGACGCUGGCUCUUCAAAUUGAGCUCACUGAAAUGCAAAGUAUGAAGACCACCCUCAAAGAAGAAGUGAACGAACUACAGUGCAGACAAGAACAACUAGAACUUGUUAAUACGAAUUUAAUGCGCCAGGUAGACCGGCUUAAAGAAGAAAAAGAAGAGCGAGAGAAAGAAGCAGUUUCUUACUAUAAUGCCUUAGAGAAAGCUCGUGUAGCAAAUCUUCAGGUGCAGCUAGACCAGGCACUCCAGCAAGCCUUGGACCCUAACAGUAAAGGCAACUCUUCGUUUGCAGAGGUGGGAGAUCGAAGGGGAGCCAUGGAACGUCAGCUUAUCAGCAUCAAAGUCAAGUAUCAGUCACUAAAGAAGCAAAAUGCAUUGAAUAGAGAACAGAUGCAAAGAAUGAAGUUACGAAUCGCCACAUUGCUACAAACGAAAGGGUCUCAAGCUGAAUCUGAACAGCAGGAACGGUUACUUGCCAUGCUGGACCAGAAGAAUGGUGAAAUUAAACAUCUCUUAGGUGAAAUUAGGAAUCUGGAGAAAUUUAAGAGUUUAUAUGAAAGUAUGGAAUCUAAGCCUUCAGCCAACUCUGUUGCUCUGGAAGAUGACACCUAUUACACAGAUUUACUUCAAAUAAAGCUUGAAAACUUAAACAAAGAAAAUGAAAGCACUAAAGGUGAAUUGUCCAUCCAGCGAAUGAAAGCAUUAUUUGAGAGCCAGCGCGCUCUGGAUAUUGAGCGAAAACUUUUUUUGAAUGAAAGGUGCCUACAGCUUUCCCAAAGUGAAAAUAUGAAACUGAGAGCUAAACUAGAUGAGUUAAAACUGAAGUAUGAACCUGAAGAGAAAAUUGAAGUGCCUGUACUCAAAAAGAGGUGUGAGGUACUUCCUGUGGAUAUAACCACCCCUAACGAUGUAUGUACCACCAGUGCUGUUGAGGAAGAAGUUUAUAGAUUACCACCUCAGAAAGAGGAGGUACAGUCCUGUCCUAACAAUUUAGAAGAUAACUUGCAGUUGGAAAAGACAGUUUCUGUAAGCACAUCAGGAGUCAUUCUGUCUCCUUACAAAAAUCUGUCCGUGGGUAUUCAGCCAAGGAAGGAAAAGAAAUGUGUGAAACUUAUAGGAGUUCCAGCUGAGUCGGAAGCCUUAAGUGAAAGAAGUGGAAACACCCCUAACUCUCCCAGGUUAGCUGCUGAAUCAAGGCUUCAAACAGAAGUUAAAGAAGGGAAAGAAACUGCAAGCAAAUUGGAAAAGGCAACCUGUAAGAAAUCACACCCUAUUGUAUACGUGUCCUCCAAAUCAACUCCAGAGACCCAGUGCCCUCAGCAGUAAAGACUUAAUAAGAGUAAGGUACCACUUGCCCAAAAGAUUGCUCUGGAGGUUAGUUAAG
Messenger RNA from Mesoplodon densirostris (Blainville's beaked whale), 1887 nucleotides. RefSeq names its product protein Spindly-like. Gene Ontology annotation, cellular component: outer kinetochore; spindle pole. Gene Ontology annotation, molecular function: kinetochore binding. Gene Ontology annotation, biological process: mitotic spindle assembly checkpoint signaling; mitotic metaphase chromosome alignment; establishment of mitotic spindle orientation. Lineage: Eukaryota; Metazoa; Chordata; Mammalia; Artiodactyla; Ziphiidae. The transcript has a single exon. The record is from RefSeq and is a predicted model, not a curated record. The coding region runs from base 27 to 1829 and encodes 600 amino acids.